This is a messenger RNA of Gallus gallus (chicken), 1592 nucleotides long. It is a transcript of the gene TRIM78, whose product is annotated as zinc finger protein 777. The transcript is spliced from 7 exons. Bases 18 to 1439 code for a protein of 473 amino acids. NCBI's taxonomy places the organism in Eukaryota, Metazoa, Chordata, Aves, Galliformes, Phasianidae. Gene Ontology annotation, molecular function: protein binding; zinc ion binding. The record is from RefSeq and is a predicted model, not a curated record.
GUCCUUCCGGCCCCGCCAUGGCGCGGGCGCUGCAGGCGCUGGGCGAGCAGCUGCAGGCCGAGGCCACCUGCCCGCUGUGCCUCGAGCUCUUCUCGCGGCCCGUGCUCACCGCCUGCGGCCACAGCCUCUGCUCCCCCUGCGCCCAGGUCCUGCUGGGCUCCCCGCCGCGCCCCGCCGCCUGCCCGCAAUGCCGCGCCACCGUAGAGCCCGGCUCGCUGCGGCCCAACUUCCCGCUGGGCGCCGUGGCAGAGCUGGCGGCCGCCCUGGAGGAGGCUGCGGGGGAAGAAGCGAAGCGGCCGCGUUGCUCCGAGCACGGAGAGGCCUUGGAGCUCUUCUGCCAGAGCUGCUUCCAGGUGCUGUGCCCGCGGUGCCGCGAGGAGGGCCCGCACUGCGGGCAUCGGACCAGGCCGGCGGAGGAGGCUGCGAAGAUACUGAGGGAGACACUCCAGAGCAAUCUGGUAUUUCUAGAGAAAGAGAAGGAAGAGUUUAAUCCCAAAGGAGAAAGCAGAAUUAACAUGCUGAUGGGGACGGUGGCCUCAGAGCAGCAGAAGCUUCGCACUGCCUUUGAGCAGCUGCAGCAGUUCCUGCGGGAGCAGGAGGGCGCACUGCUGGCCCAGCUCGAUGGGGCACACGCGAGGCUCAGCGAGCAGCACCGGGAAUACACGUGCCGUGUUUCAGAGAGGGGAACGCUGCUGGAGGAGCUGGUUGAGGAGAUCCAGAAGAAACGUGACCAGCCGGCGGUUGAGUUCCUGAUGGAUGUUGCUGGCAUUCUGGACAGGUGCGUGGAAGCAAAGGUCCCUGUCCCGGAUCCGGUCUCCUCAGAGCUGCAGAGGACAGUCAGCAACCUGUGCAAGACGAGCGAGCGGGUCCUGGCCGUGCUGGGUGACUUCAGAGUGGACCUGCUGAGCAAGAUGGACACAGAAAGAGUGAAGGUGUUGCUGGACCUUGAGACAGCAAGCCGGUACCUGACCAUCUCAAGUGACUGCAGAACCCUGCAGAUAGCAGAAGGAUGGCAAAACCUCUCCGACACCCCCAAGAGGUUCACGGGCAGUGCCAGCGUGCUGGGAUCUCAGGGCUUCACGGCUGGGAGGCACUACUGGGAGCUGGAGGUCGGGGAUGGGAACAACUGGGCUGUGGGGGUGGCCUUGGAGUCUGUGCAGAGGAAGGAGUCACUCAUGAUGGCCAUGGAGAAGAUCUGGGCCCUGCGGAUGGACUGGGACCGCAGUUACACAGCGCUGACCAUGCCGCCCGCCCCGCUGAGCCUGCAGGAAGAGCCACGGCGCAUCAGGGUCCACCUGGACUAUGAGGCUGGGCAAGUAACCUUCUACAACACUGACAACAUGCAACAGCUCCUGCAGUUCAAAGUCUCCUUCAGUGAGAAGGUCUUCCCCUACUUCUGGCUCGGGCUGCCGGGAACCUACAUCAAGCUGCGCUCCUGAUGGCCUCGGUCACCUCCUGGUCCCCUGCCCACGUCCUGGGCUGAUGGGUACGGGGAUGGCACAGCAUCACUGCAAACUCACUGCACCUCUGCCCUAGACAUUGCUGCAUCUCCUCCUGCUGAGUCCUCUGGAGCAUUAAAGAUCAUAGAAUUA